AUGGAAAAUAUACUCGCUGUGUACCAGAAUAAUCGACUACUAGUCCUCGCCGGGCUUGUGCUCGUUGUUGUAAUUUUGAUAUCAUGGCUCAAGAGAGACGGCCGGCUGGACUCCAUCCGUGGCCCGAAGGGAAGAUAUCCUGUGAUUGGUAUUGGCCUGAGCCUUCCUCCUUCUUCGCCGUCUAUCUUUCGGCAGUGGGCUGCUGAGUAUGGAGAGGUCUUCAAGAUCAAAGUUGGGUGGUACCAUUGGAUUGUUGUCAACACUCCCGAAGCUAUGAGGGAGAUAUUUGACAAACAAUCCCUCCAUACAUCAUCCAAGCCCCCAGCUCCAAUCGGAGAUGACAUAGUCAUGGGUGGCCUGCGCAUGUUCACAAUGCCCUACGGACCCAAAUGGCGCACAUACCGUGCCAUCGUGCAUCAGCUCGUGUCGCCCAAAAUGACAGAGACCUUCAUCCCAACACAAGAGUACGAGACUAAGCAGCUGCUAUACGAGCUCGCGUUCAAAAAUGACAACCAGCGCGACUUCUACUUCCACACGCGACGUUUCUCAUUUAGCAUUAUCAUGACCUCCAGCUACGGCACGCGCAUCAAUCGGUGGGACCAUGAGGACGUCCUAUAUGCAAUGAAGAGUGCCAAGCUCAUCGGACAAGUCUCUCGCGCGGGCGCCUUCGUUGAGGAUGAGCUCCCCCCGCUGGCCAGGUUGCCCACAUGGUUGCAGCCUAGUCGGAAGAAGGCAGUGGAAUAUUCCAAGCCGAUCUUGGAGGCCAAAAUGCGACUGUGGAACCGACUCAAGAAGCAGCUAGUCGCUGGCCAGGCACCGACCUGUUACGGCCGAGAGAUCAUGGAAAGUGACUACCAGGCACGAGGUCUGACCGAUGCCGACGGGGCAUGGAUCGCCGGGGGGAUUGUAGAGGCGGGCUCGGAGACCUCCUCCGUCACAAUGAACAAUCUUAUCCUCCAACUAGCAGCGAACCCAAAGGUCCAACAACGGGCCCACGAGGAGCUAAUGCGCGUGGUCGGCCCCAACCGGACUCCCACCUUUACAGAUGUGUCCAAACUAUCUUACAUCCGGGCAAUUGUCAAAGAAAUCCUGCGCUUUUGCCCUGUCCCCAUUUGGGGCAUCAAGCACUACGCCGACGCAGACAUUGUAUACAAGUCGCACGUCAUCCCCAAAGGAACGGUGCUGCUUGCAAAUCCGAGCGCCAUCCACUUCGAUCCUGAGCGAUACGACGAGCCAUUCCGGUUCAAGCCCGAACGCUACCUGGACCAUCCGCUCUAUAGCGCCGACUAUGCGGCCCAAAGUGACCCGUACAAACGAGACCAUUUUACUUUUGGCGUUGGACGGCGCAUCUGCCCUGGGGCACGAUUGGCAGAGAACACGCUCACAAUCGCGCUAUCGAAUAUCCUGUGGGCCUUUGAGAUCCGGCCCCCAAUGGUUGAUGGCGCAGAGGCGAUGGGGAUGGAUGUCAGCGAGCAUGCGUGGGACGAUACUGCGUUCAGGCCGCCUAAGCCAUUUGCGGCGCGAUUCGUUCCUCGGAACGAGAACACUUUGGCCAUUGUUAAGGAACAGUGGGAGAAGGCCAUGCAGGAGGGAUAUGUGCUGAGAGGCAUGACGGUGGAUGUCAAUGGGAUUGUAAAUAAAAGGUAG
This is a messenger RNA of Aspergillus bombycis, 1647 nucleotides long. RefSeq names its product cytochrome P450. NCBI's taxonomy places the organism in Eukaryota, Fungi, Ascomycota, Eurotiomycetes, Eurotiales, Aspergillaceae. The coding region runs from base 1 to 1647 and encodes 548 amino acids. Gene Ontology annotation, molecular function: iron ion binding; monooxygenase activity; heme binding. The transcript is spliced from 2 exons. The record is from RefSeq and is a predicted model, not a curated record.